AUGUCCGAACUCGGCCGCUGCACCAUUGCAGAAGCCACGUUCCCCGUGCCGCCAGGCACGCGUCCUGUCGAUCGUCCGCCGUACCGUCCGAAUCCCCGCGUAGCCACUGUCUCCGACAAAUGUGUCGCCGAAAUGCUCGAAUGGGGUAUCAUUGAAAAACGGCCCAGCGCAUGGGGAAGCCCAUGCACACUUGUCGCUAAAAAGAACGGCAGUCCCCGUUUCUGCGUCGACUACCGCCACACCCUCAACCGUCACAUCGUCCGUAAAACCUGGCCCAUGCCUAACCUCGAGUCCUGCCUGGAUGCCGGCCAAGCUCUCUACAUCAUCGUCGCCGACAUCCUCAGCGCCUUCUGACAGAUCCCCGUGGUAGAGGAACACGUCGACCGUACUGCAUUGGUCACCCCUA
Molecule: messenger RNA, 406 nt
Organism: Ectocarpus sp. CCAP 1310/34
Lineage: Eukaryota; Phaeophyceae; Ectocarpales; Ectocarpaceae
Source: the annotation of a GenBank genome assembly